UGCGUGAAACUCUCUGCUCUAACCUCCUCUCUACUUGAAUGAACUACAAGUGCAAAGUCAUACUACACUGUUUAGUGUACUCGAGAGAGAGAGGGAAAUUGUACCCGAGGCUAUUCUACGGUUAAUUAUUACAUAUUGACAACAUUUGUUUCUAGUCACCGAUUUUACGGAGCAAUGGAGCCUCAUGUAAAUGCGAAGCUGCUUUUUAAUCACGCGACAACCCUGAAGCUUCACACGGGGAAUUUAGUCAACCGCAGUCGACUUAAGAAGAAAUGUCCGUCUUCACCUAGCGAGGAGCUUAAAGACUGCAUCCAAGACACAUUGAGCGAGUGGUUUGCCACAAUGCCGUCAUCUCUUUAUUCUGAGCUUCCCAGUGUUCUGGACUGUACUGUUUCAGAAAACACAGAUGCCAUCACCCCGGAGGAGAGAGAGGAGCUGAAGGUGUCUGUAAAGCUUUUUCUCACUGAGUCGGACCAUUCAUCCAUCAGAAGUGCAGUGGACAUGGCUUGUCUUUCAUUAGGUGUAUCUCAGUUGGAUUCUGUGAUCAUUGCUCCACCUCCUCUCCCCGAGGGUGAGGCGCAGACACUGACCCACCUGCAGCCGCUGUGGGAGGAGCUGGAAAGUCUUGUGCAUAGCCAGAAGAUCGCUGCCAUCGGCACGUCGGACUUGGACAAAACUCUCUUAGAGCAGCUUUAUAACUGGACUCAGGUAAAGCCGAGCAGUAAUCAGGUGAAUCUGGCCUUGUGCUGUGUGAUGCCUCCAGACCUCACUGCAUUUGCUAAAGAGUUUGACAUACAAUUGCUUAUGCACAAUGACCCCAAAGAGCUAAUCAGUGCAGCAGGCUUUCAGGAAGCAGUGCAGGGGAGCAGUAAGGACCUGCAGGCAGCCAAUUGGAGGCUGGAGUGGGUCUUACGGUACUCCAUCUUUGUCAAGAGCAGAGGCAUCAUUAAAGCAAAAGGCUACAUUGUUCAUGCUCAAAAGAGCAACGACCAUUAACAUGUCCACUUUGAACAGGGUUUUUAGUUUUUUUUCGUUUACUGAAAUUUAUUCCACUUAAUUCAGGGAGCUACUACAUCUAUGAUGGAUAAUUUACAGGUAGUUUUCGAAGUUUCAAAUGAACAAAAAAUUAAUCCAACUCAUUUUCCCUCAUGGUUUAGAAUAUUAAGAUAGCUGUCUGUUCUUGUAGAUAAAUGCAAAGUGCCUCUUUUGUCUGAUUUUUUUUAUUUUUUUAUUUAUUUAUUUACCUUUUAUGACCUGGCGUGGUUUAAUUCUUGGUAUUUAUCAAAAGGGUCAAAAUUUAAUAUAAAACAGUGGUUGAUGGGACAGCAGAUUUAGAUGCUUCACAUACCAAAAGUUGUUUUGUAAAUCAUUGCCCCUUUGAUUUUGGUGAAGAUUUGUUAUCUGUUGAAUUUUAAAAUGUUAACUGCACACUUUUUAAAGAGUGUAGAUUGUAGAUUUUUCUUACUUCUAAAUUGAAUAUCAAAUAUUAAGCCCUGCUGGUGUUUUAAGUUUAUUUAAUAUAUAUUGAUUGAUGCUUUGCUUGGAAUGUUUAGUAAAUGUUUUUACCAGUU
Messenger RNA from Carassius gibelio (silver crucian carp), 1571 nucleotides. RefSeq names its product glutamate--cysteine ligase regulatory subunit. Gene Ontology annotation, biological process: glutathione biosynthetic process. Lineage: Eukaryota; Metazoa; Chordata; Actinopteri; Cypriniformes; Cyprinidae. Gene Ontology annotation, cellular component: glutamate-cysteine ligase complex. The record is from RefSeq and is a predicted model, not a curated record. The transcript has 7 exons. Gene Ontology annotation, molecular function: glutamate-cysteine ligase catalytic subunit binding; enzyme regulator activity. Bases 175 to 996 code for a protein of 273 amino acids.